Messenger RNA from Coniophora puteana RWD-64-598 SS2, 3301 nucleotides. RefSeq lists its product as uncharacterized. Bases 1 to 3141 code for a protein of 1046 amino acids. Gene Ontology annotation, biological process: iron-sulfur cluster assembly. The record is from RefSeq and is a predicted model, not a curated record. Gene Ontology annotation, cellular component: cytosolic [4Fe-4S] assembly targeting complex. NCBI's taxonomy places the organism in Eukaryota, Fungi, Basidiomycota, Agaricomycetes, Boletales, Coniophoraceae. The transcript is spliced from 20 exons.
AUGGAUCUAGCAGGGCGAUACGUACGCUCAUGGAUAGCGUCCAGCAAGGAUGACGAGCUACAAAAGACAGUGCAAAGUAAGCCUGAUUUCAUUCAUCAAGCUAUUCACUGGAACGCGAUUUCAGGUCUUUCCAAUGGCGAGAUCAAACUCCUAGACAUCGUCAAGGCCCUUGGGGAGUAUCUCACCUCAGAAGAAGACUACCUGCGCUCCAAAGGUAGGGUUGAUUUCUUGUCCUCGGUCCUUGAACGCUGUCCGGAGAGCCAGUUCAAUCGCCAGUCAGCUCGUGUCCUUGUGUCUUUUUACUGCAGCAAACUUGAUGAUCACGAAACUGUCACGCCUGCUCUCAAGGGCCUCGUUCCUCUCUCCAAACUUUCACUCUUGACCUCCACCGAAGUUGAGGAAAUUGUAUCUGCCAUGUUUCAGCAUGUCAAGAUGAGAGCUCUCGUACAAACCGAGCGGUUCCACGUCUUUACCGUCUUCGAUAUCCUCCUGGGAAGGCAUCGUCAAACCCUCAAGAGCCUCGGCCUGCCGUUUCUUCAGGGCUUUGUUGCCCUUGCUGAGGGCGAAAAGGAUCCGAGGAAUCUCCUACUAGCGUUCAAAAUUGACAAAGAUCUCCUCGAAAACUUUGACGUCACCCCCGUCCUUGAAGACUUCUAUAACGUCACCUUCUGCUACUUCCCAAUCACUUUCCGCCCUCCACCCAAUGACCCAUACGGAAUCACCUCAGAACAUCUCAAGGAUUCGUUGACAGCUUGUCUAAAAGCGACGCCUGCCUUUGCUUUACUGGGAAUACCGCUUUUCUUGGAGAAGCUGAACGCGGGGUCACCUGCGACGAAAAAAGACACCUUGCAAACGAUGUCCCAGUGCAUUCCGGUAUACGGCACUCGCAUUGGUGCGGAGAACGCUCGCAAACUAUGGACGAACCUCAAGCUAGAGAUUUUCCAGCCGAUCGACGAAACCCUCCAAGAGCUCUCCCUCGAAGCUUUGCAGGUGUUGAUUGAUACCCUCCAGGCCGGUGAGCCUGGAGAAGGCGGUAUCAACCCGCUCACCGAAACCAUCUGCUCUGAAUGCAUCAAGUCCUUGCGCGAGCCAGAGAAGGCCCCAGCGCAGGGGUCCAUCAAGGUGUUGUGCUCACUGUUGUCCAUCUCUCGGUCCGUUGCCAGUCACGUUGCCAGUCAAGCAGCGACUACCCUUGUCGAGGUCUUCCACACGCCAGACGAGGUCUCCAGCAGGCCUGCAACGUCGACAUUGCUAUCAGAGCUUGUCGCUCAGACACACAUCAGGUGGUCUAAACUGACCACCGACUCUACCUCUAAAGAUGUAGAGUCACCCCUGGCACCGCUGAAGGAGGAUCUUCUUGGCGUCGCGAGGAUUAGCAUUCAGGACCGGACGAUCCGCAAGACUACGCUGACGAUGCUCGAGAGUCUGGUUCUUACGCCCCAGCUUCUCAGCACAGAAGAGCUCCGUGUCAUCAUUCAAAAGGUAACUGAAUUCAUCUCACCCGACUUUGUCGAGGAUGAUGAAACUCGUGAUGCGAGCAUUGUGUUGUUGUCCGCUAUCGCCAACACUGGUCGUUCUUCGCUUUUAGCUGAACUCUCUCUACCCGUCUUGUUUGAAGCCUUACCCGAUCGUGCUCCAGCAGUCUCUGCCGUCGAGGAACGCAUCCGUUACUGGAGAAGCCUGACAUCUCUAGGAAAACUCUGCCUCGCAUCCGAACUCUUCGAAAUCUUCAUCAUUCGCCUGACCACAAAGCUCGACCUCCUCUGCCAGCCGGAUGACCUCUCGUCGCACCGCGAGCCCACGGUCGCGUAUACGCACGCUAUCUUGAUGACGAUCGCAUCCGCUCUUUCAAGCAAGAUCGACCAGCGGCACACAGACUUGCCAAAAUAUGCGGAUCGGCUUCUCCCUCCCUUGUACAAGCUCUUCGUCGUGUCUUCAAGUGUAGAAGAGAAUUCCAUAGCCUCUGAUACGCGUCUGGUCGAGGAAUGCUCUCGCGUGAUCGGUCUCAUGUCGGAAGCUCUUCCCACAGAUCGGCAGCAACGAUUAUCGUCAGCUCUAUGCGACGCUUACAUGUCUGGCAAUACUCUGGACUUGAUUGGAGUGUCUAUUUCGGAUGCAAAGUUCCAGCCCUUCUCCACAAACGCAGACGCUGCGCAGCGGAACACGGUCGCACUUUUCUCUGCAGCCCUGGUCACAUUCGACAAAAAGGUCUCUCUAGCGACAGCAGGUGUCGAGAGUCUACUGAAUGCCGUAUUAACCUGGGGAUUUUUAAGCAGCAAUCAUCUCCAAGAGCGAACAGCGUAUCGCCUUGCAACCGCCAUUGUUAACAAAUGGACAAGCGAUGCGGAGCCCUUCCUCAAAGGUUCCCUAGAGGAACAAUGGUCGAGCAGGCUGACGAACUCAGGUGCUCUGCUUAGCGAGCGGAAAUACUUGGUUCAACUGUGGGCAUGGAUAACGAAGGCGUUGCUAGUGCAGAACCACCCGCUGACAACGCGGUUCUCCGAUGGUCUCAUCAGUUUGCUAAGAGACAAGCAAAUCGGAGAAGACGCUGGAAAAGCAUUCAGCAUCCUUUGCAGUAAGGAUGACUUACUGACGAAGCGACUCCAUGCUGUCAUUCGGGUGCUUGCCGUUCAACGAUAUUUUGAUAACGUGUUGCCUCGUCUGGUCGAGGAAACCAACGCCGGCGGUGCUGAAUCUAUGUCAUGGCCUCAUCUCGUCGCAAUAACCUCCCUCAUCCACUCCGUCCCGAGAGGGAUGUACUUCACCAAGCUUUCAAGCCUCAUUACACUGCUCAUUCGGGCCCUCGAGAGCCCAGACACGAAGAUUCGCAACAUGGUCAUCGAGAUACUGCUGAUCAACCUGAAAGAGCCAUCUGAGGACCAUCCCAUGUCUUCCUAUGCGUCGACUAUCACCCGUGCUAUGCUCAAGAACUGCACAGUUGCAGAAGCUACCAAUCCUAGCGUCCGAAUCGCUGCACUGAAGGUGCUAAAUGCGCUGCCGGAUGCCGUGCGCUAUGAUAUUCUUCAUCCGUACAAAGCACAGACUAUCAAGGAGCUUGGCAAAGUUGUUGACGAUCCCAAACGUGCCGUCAGGGAGGAGGCCGUGUUGGCUCGGACGAAGUGGUUCACGAUGAGUAAAUAAUUUCAGCUCGUAAAGGAUAGAAUACUAGAUGCUGGGUGAAUCCUCAGGCAUGGAGUGAGGGUUGGUUGAUUGAACCUUCUUGAGGGUACUUAAGGCGGCUUUGAUAGACUUGUCUGGAGACAUGAUUGUCAUGUCAUGUUGCAUAUCCGAGAAGUUUCAG